Molecule: messenger RNA, 507 nt
Organism: Trematosphaeria pertusa
Lineage: Eukaryota; Fungi; Ascomycota; Dothideomycetes; Pleosporales; Trematosphaeriaceae
Exons: 1
Coding region: 67-264 (65 amino acids)
Source: RefSeq, a predicted model, not a curated record
GGCCAUAUAUCGGUGUGGGUGGGUCUCCCAGAUCUCAUCGUCAAACCCACGUUUCGGAAAAGCAAAAUGAUAAUCACCGCGUUUCUAGUGGAGCCUUACCUAGACAUCCGAAUGGGGAUCAACCGCCCUGGAUCGCCAUCAACCGCCGAGAACUCGGCAUAUCAGCCCUUCUCCAGACCGUAUCGCGGCAUGCCGUCUGCGCUUGCCAUUCCCGAGAAUGGGCCGCAUCUUCAACCCCCCGAUCCAACAUCAUACGAUAUCUAGAAGAAGUAGUUUCUCUUAGUCUCGGUGAUCCCGUCUUGCACGGACUCUAUCAGCAUGCCUUGAAGGUAACCAGAAGGACCAUUCCAAACGAGGAGCUACCCUCCUUAUUGCUGUCGUCAACCGCAGCAUCCUCAAUAUUCAGCUCGAACCAUCUGGACUUACGAUGCUAUGGAGAUGGCAACCGCCCUAACGCCACGUCCGUCUACCUUCCACAGCGCCACGAAAAAAGCCUUAGAACCUGUG